AUGAAGCUUCCCAUCCUCGUCGCUCUUUCUCUGGCCUGCACCGCCAGCUGUUUCCCUGUCUUCAACGAUGUUUCCAAACGUCUCCUAUUUGAAUCCGGCCAUCAAGCCGCAUCAGCCGAUGCAUUCGGGGGCACCACACACACGUUCCAAACCAACGCUCCUGUUGUUAGCGGCUCUGGCAACUCCGUCACUACGGGUGGGGCGCAGUCGUCCCAAGCAGAUGCCACCGGUGGCAGAGUGGAUCAAACCCUGGAGCAGGUGGAAAAGUUUUUCGGACUGUCCAAGCGUCAACCGCUGCUCAACGAAGCGGUGGAAAUGGCGCAAACCGUCAAGGACGCUUUCCGCUUUAACUCGGAGACUCAUCCCGGCGGUGCAAGUGCAGGUAUGGGGUUCAAGUUCCCACCCGAGAAACGCCUGCUUGCGAGCGGAGGAGGUAUGGAUCAAAUGGAUCCGGUGGGGAUGCUGGCAAAGGCAUUCGACAUGUUCGAGAAACCCCUUCAAGGCAUCGAACCGGGCUUCGUAAAGCGUCUCCUCGCCCAUGCGGAGGAGGAUGCACGUGCAGAUGCAGACGCAGGUGCAGGGUUCGAGUGCCAAGCUAAUGCACCUGUCGUUAGCGGUAGUGGAAACUCGGUCACCGUUGCAGGAGGACAGAUGGAACAUGCCGAUGCAGAGGGCGGAAGCAUUGCACAGGAGAUCAAACAGUCGCUCGGUUUGCGUCGUCGCCACCACAGAUCGCACGCUCGCAACGGCGGCAACUGA
Molecule: messenger RNA, 759 nt
Organism: Moesziomyces aphidis
Lineage: Eukaryota; Fungi; Basidiomycota; Ustilaginomycetes; Ustilaginales; Ustilaginaceae
Source: the annotation of a GenBank genome assembly